Messenger RNA from Corythoichthys intestinalis (scribbled pipefish), 9077 nucleotides. It is a transcript of the gene shisal1b, whose product is annotated as shisa like 1b. Bases 834 to 1412 code for a protein of 192 amino acids. The transcript has 9 exons. Lineage: Eukaryota; Metazoa; Chordata; Actinopteri; Syngnathiformes; Syngnathidae. The record is from RefSeq and is a predicted model, not a curated record.
ACUAUUUUAAAUUAAUAGUAAAGUACCGAAUUAUGCAUAUAAAAUGUAUAAUCUUAAACUUGCAUAAUGGUAUUUUUUUUACCGCAUGGAAUACUUCCAAGACGUUUUGGGACGAUUUAACAAGAAGAGGCCCCCAACGAGCUGGCUGGCCUGGGAAUGCCUUGGGAUCCUCACGGAAGAGCUGUAUUAAGUGGCUUGGGAGAAGGAAGUCUGGUCUUCCUGCUGAAGCUGCUGCCCGCACGACCAGACCUCGGAUAAGUGUCUUGGUCUUGGUGGAGAACACGCCUGGUACAGAACUGCAGGCACAUCUUUAUGACCAGGACUGUCUCACAGCUGUAAACUGAGCAUGACCCCUAAGAGGCAGAUACUUUCAGCAGAGGAAGUCUGUGGCCCCAGGAGGGAUGGCAAUUGCUCGUGCGUCUUCUUAGAGGAAGGAGAGGAGACAUACAGUGAUAUAAACAAGUGCUCACGCACUAUGGAGGAUCUCCCUACAAUUAGGGAGACACCAUCGAAGAGGAAACUCGGGGGCGUUAAGAGUGCGUUCUGUUCCUCAUCUGGCCGCCUUUCGUCAAGUUGCCCGGAACACUGCUGAGGAGGAGGAUGAGGAAGAUCUGCGCGUGAGGGAAGAGGAGCAACAGGGUGGCAACAGGCUGGGAAGUGAUCCCUGGUUCUUCAUGCUGAAGCAAGGGUUCCUGACUUCCAGCAGUAGCAUCAUCGUCAUCAUCAUCAACCAUGUGAGAGGAGCUCUCAGCAUGCGCAGGCUGACCACGUCCAGCUCAAGCUGAACCAGCCUCCUGCAGCCUCUCCCUCCUUUCCCACAUGACCGCGAGAAGAUGACUAUCACCAGUCGGCAGUCCUUGAAUGUCCUGACGGUCAUUUUCCUCUUGCUGUCCACUGCAGCACUCUCAGCUCACUACCGGGUGUGCGAGCCUUACUCCGACCACAAGGGGCGCUACCACUUUGGCUUCCACUGCCCACGGCUGUCGGACAACAAGACGUACAUGUUCUGCUGCCACCACAAUAACACGGCCUUCAAGUACUGCUGCAACGACACAGAGUUCCAGAUCCUUAUGCAGAUUAACCUCACCACGACCGCUGAUGGAUAUUCACACAAUAAUUACACGGCGCUGGUGGGGGUGUGGAUCUACGGCUUCUUUGUCAUGGUGCUGCUGGCUCUGGACUUCCUCUACUACUCGGCCAUCAAUUAUGAGCUGUGCCGGGUCUACCUGGAGAAAUGGGGCCUGGGGGGCCGAUGGCUGAAGAAGGCCCGCAGUCAGUGGCAGCGGUCCAUGGAAGAAGAGAGCCAAGCCCAGGCUCAGCCCACAGUGCCCGGCCUCUACCAGCCCAGACACAGCCUCCGAGGGGAGAGCCACAGCCCCACGCUGCUGCCCUACAACACAUCCAGUGCGUGAGGGAUGUGUCUCUCAGAAGAGUAGCGCCACGUUUCGCAUACAUGGCCCCCAGGAGACGCCCCCUACAGACACUCUAAAUCCAUACUUACAUAGGCGGCCAUCCAGGAAUUCUUUGGACGGGACACCCUCUUCCCCCCUUCUGAUGAGCACAAGUCAGCCUCGGACUGAGAGCGACGCCAUUUAACAAGAGGCUGAGCAACUCGGGACUGGUAGAAUAGCCCUGCCACAUCCGAGCCCAGCAGCGAACGAGUGAGUGACACUCUAAUGGCUGUCGGGAAGCGGAGUGCAGUCGGGAACUGGAUGGAUGAAGUGGUCAGAUGUGAUGGGUUUUAAUAUGAAAUGUUAAUUAGGCUGCUGUGUCAGUUUGUGUUGCGUAGCAGUUAGACACAGUUCUCUAUUUUAUUUAUGUGAUAGUCACACAACAAUGCGUGGUGAACCUUUGAUUCGUUAGGUUGAUGCUGAGCAUCUCACGUAAACUCAAUUUGUUUGCAACGGCGGCGGCGGUUUGUUGAACAGCAAUGUGUUUUGACGAGUGCUUUAUAUUGUAACGUGUCUGAUGGGGAAUCGAGCCGUUUUUCUUGCUGUAGCGCUAAAAAUAUUAGAUUUCUCAUGCGUUAUCAGUGUUUUUUAUUGUUUUCAAGCAGGGGUGGGGAACCUACAGUAAUAGCAAUUGAUCUAAAAACAAAUAAAACCUCAAAGAACUCUUGUUUAAAAAAAAAAAAAAAGGCCCAUUAUGAUAAAAAGUAAACAUUAAGUCUGUCACAUUCCUUCCCCACAUUUCAUGUAAAAGUUAUUUAAAUCAACUCAUUAGUGAGGACCAGAGACCCCAAAACAUCAGCGGAAACAACUCAUAUGAGCCUAGUUGCCGUGGUAACUGCCAUCAACGUCAGCUCUUUUAGCAAUACAAUCCAUACCAUCCAAUCAAGUUUAAUAUACCCCCGUUAGUCGGAUUUACACAUCAAAUUUUAAUUGUCAGCAAUAAUGUACAGCAAAGAGAAGGAUGACGAGGUGUCACGGUGCACGGGUAUUCAAUGAAGUGCAACACGCAUACACAACACAAAAGAUUUUGCGAGAUUUGUAGUCAUUGUGCCUGUUCUCCAAAUAUCAAUUUAGUGGGAUUUUGUACAAAAGCUGCUGCAUUUCUGAUAUAUUUCAAGGUUAUUUUAACAUUUUCAUUAAUAAAUGUUGUGAUAUUGAUCAAUACCAAUAGUAAAUGAUUAGAAUUAUGUAAAAAUGUAACAUCUAGCCCGUUACAUUGAGGUCAAGACCAACAUGAUUAAAAAAGAAAAACUGGUCAUGUAACUUUUUGUACAAUUUCACACUAAACGUAAGAGGAUGAAUGGCUGCCAUGUCAAUGUAAGUAUUCAUUAUGCUUGUAUAUGAUUUAAUCUUUCCAAUUAUUAUUCCAUCCAUCAAAAUCUAUGUGAAAAUGUAUGAGGCCUUGUCAAAAAGCAUUCAUCUUUGAAAUUUUGCUAUUUAACGUUUGCUCAAAAUUUGAUUGUUUUCCCUUUUUCAAAUUUACAAUUUUUAUUAUUUAUAAUUUUUUCUUUUUCAAAUAGGAAUAAAAUUCUGAAAUUUCAGAUUUUUUUCCCCACCCAAUGAAAGGUAUCUCGCGAAAUGAGAUUUCUUUACUAAUGGAUUUUCUGUUUUAUAAAUAUUAUUUUUUAAUCAUGCAUUUAGCAUUACAAACAAGGUAAAAUCAGCUUUUUAAAAGCAUUGUUUAUCAUGUCAAACAAAAACAAUAUUCAAAUUAUUAUUAUAGUUAUUAUUGUUUUAAACGAUUGAAAAAAAAUGCCAACUAAGAGUUAAACAAGUUUUUUUUUUCCAACUAUCAUAAAAUGUGAUUAUUUUCAUGUUUUGGGGGAUUUAAAAACUUUAAAAAAAUUUUUUUGCUUAAACUCAAAAUUGACCAGAUUAAGGCUACGUUCACACCGCAAGGCGCGAUGCCCAAUUCGGAUUUUUGUUAAUGCCGAUGUUUUUGUGUAGCCGUUAAUAUUGCACAGACCUGUGCGACUCACAUUGUGAAGAGAAUGUUUGACACAAAGUCACGUGUUGCAGUGUUUAUCGAGGUAAAUUAACCAUCAUGCUUUAGUUGCAGUGUUUGAGGAUUUUACGCUAUGGGAGCCAACAUUUUUUUAGCUUGCUAACUCUGCACACCAAAUGGAUUGUUCCAUAUAUCCGCUACGAAUAUACUAUACAUCAAUGUGGGAAAGCUCUAAUUGAGACCUUUUUCUUGGGAGGAACCUUAAAAAAAUAUACGGCUGCUAAUUGGACGAUGGCUCUUCUCGUCACACUCGCGUAAACAUCGUUUCCAUCAAAAAAGCUGCUCUUGACAUUCUUUGCUCCUCUUUUAAUGAGGAAAUUAAGUUCCAUAAUUUUUGGACUACAGUGAUCCCUCGUUUUUCGCCGUUAAUUAAUUAAUAAUAAUUGAAAAAACGUUUAUGUAUAUAAAUAUCAAUAAACAUAAAUAUAUAUAGUUUUUAAGCAUUCAAAUGUAAUAAUUAUGAUACAUUUUAAACUGUCCUAACGAAUUAAUUUUAAACAAGAAUAAAGUAGAAAAAUGCUUGACUUUAUUAAAAUUCUUCAUUGAGUGAGUCCAACCAAAUCUGCUCAAGCUGCUCACUUACACACAAUGAGUUGCCACAGCAACUGUUUAACGAUGAAUGACGCGUGCAAUCCAACCCAAACAUCUGUCAAUUCAUUGUUAACUUUAAUAAGCAACUCCAGUUCACUGCCUGACCAACAAAGAGCAGGGAAAGGGACGGAGGGAGGGAUUGGCUCGGGACAGCUCAUCUGUAUGUAUUUAUUUAUCUUUUUAAUAGCAAAAAAAUCCGCGAUGGACUGAGGGUGCAACGUUUGAAGCGCGAAGAAGUGAGGGAUCACUGUAUAAGACGUCACUUUUUUCCUUCAUUUUGAAUCUUGUGGCUUAUAGUCCAGUGUAGCUUAUUUUGUUGAUUUAUUUGGGUGCAUAGGUAACCCUUUAUUUGACAUUGGUGUCAUAAAACUGUCAUGAGUCCAUCAUAAUUAUCAAAUGACAAUGUCAUGUGCAUUUAUGAAUGCUUAUGACUGAUGUAAUUUAGUGUUAUCCGGCAAAUUUUGUCACUUACUCCAUUUAUGUCCAGCUCGGAUAUUUUGCAUCCAUUCUAAAGUGAGAUAAUUUUUCACUUCAAACGGAUUGAAUGUCUAAUAGUGAUAGACUCAUUCCAAUCCACAGCAAAAGGGUGGAAAUAGCUUGUCUUACUGUUUAUUGUAGAAUAUUGACGAAUGAUUUCGUCGAGUCGCACAUGAUAGGAGAAAAACACCAGCGGUCUAUGGCAGCAGCUCUGUGUUUUGCUGUGAAUAAAAUUAGUCUCGCUGGGUAGGACGGAAUUCCAAAACUCCGGGUUGGAUUUCAAAACAUCAAAAUUCGACUGUUCUUUCUGCAUUUGACCUGCGAAGUGAACGUAACCUUGCUUUAUUUAAUCAUGAAAUAAAAACACUAAAAAUGUGUUUGUUUUUCUGGGCAUUAAUUGAAAUGCUUUGAGUUUUGAUUGUUUGAGAAUAACAAUGUUCUGAUUGUUUUUUUGUGCAAAUCUUUGAAACAGUGACAAGGAGUUUGUUUUUAUUGGACCAGACAUAGACUUCACUGACAGUUGACGGGAAAACGUCACCCGGGGCCGUUCUGUAGGGGGCCUAUUUUAAAAAAAUUUAAAUUCAAAUAUUUUCAGAACUAAAACCAAAACAGGCAUCUCCCUUAGGCAUAUAUGAAGUCUCCAUGAACAGCGGCAUCAAAAAUCAUUCCCUAAUAAAAUCCCAAAUAAUUAUUAUUUAUGACAAAACUUAAAAUGGCUAUAAAAUUUUCAGAUUUUACGCUACAUGCACAAAAAUCACCAAAUGUAGAGAUAAUCACCUACUGUAUAUUUUCAGAAUCAAUAGCAAUAUUUAACUUAUCAUAUAACUAUUUGCCCGAAAUAGCGACUUUAGCGAAAUGUUUUUUUUAUUCAGUGCAAUUUUGACCUAAUUUUUCAAUAGCUAAUAAAUCACUCAAUUUUCACAUCAGAAACUUAAUACAGUGGUACCUCUACAUACAUUAAAGUUAAUUCGUUCCAGGACCUUUUUUGUAAGUCGAAAUGGUUGUAUGUCGAGCAGGAUUUUCCCAUAAGAAUGCAUUAUAAUCCCAUUAAUUCGUUCUACAGCCCAAAAACCUACACUAAAUCCUUAUUAAAUACUGCUGGUACUAUUACAAAUGUCAAUUACACAUAGAAAAACAAAUAAAUUAUAAAUAAAAAUCGGAAUAAUAUAAUAAUAAUAACGUAUUGGUCCGAAUAUAAGACAGCCCUGAUUAUAAGACGACCCCCUCUUUUUCAAGACUCAAGUUUGAAAAAAGACUUUUUGAACACCAAAUUGAUUUUAUACAGAAAAUAAUUACAGUACAUCUGAAACAAAUGAUUAUAACAAUAUAUUUGAGAGAAAAAGCAUGUUAUUUUGCCUUAUUCAAAUCUCAAUAUCUGAACAUUUAAAUAUGUAAACUGAAGUGAAUGGCGUCUGGUUUUUUCGAUGUAAAUAAACCAAUCUAUUGUGAUAAAACAACAAAGCUGCAAUAACUGCAUUAACCAAAGUAAAGUCUAACUGUAACGGUAGUCUUGAAACAAAUCUGAAUAAGGAAAAACAUUGCGAUAAAUUAAUGCAAACUGGUUAAACUUGAGAGUAGCUGAGAUCUAUCAUGACAGAACAUCGCUUCAAUGAUAUCUGGCGCCAUCUAGCGUCAUGAUCGGGGAGAGUAGCUGAGAUCGGUCAUGACAGAACAUCGCAUCAAUGAUAUCUGGCGCCAUCUAGCGUUGUGAAUGUGUAUAAUGUCUAGACAGCGAAUAGAAGACGACCCCCUCUUUUUGAAUGAAUGAAUAAAUGCUUUAUUUGGACAUGAGAAAAAAAUAAACAAACAAAACAAACGAAAAACAAAAUAAAAAAAAUAAAAACAAAAAAAUGAGACCGAACCAAUGAUAUUCUCGAGAUAACAAAAACAAUAGUUAAGACAAUAAUAAUAAUGAUCAUAAUAAACAAGAUCAGAAUUUAUUCUGUGUCCAAAAAGGAGUAGGAUGAAGCAUUUGCUUAUUAAAACCUACCCCCCAUUUCUAUUCCUUAAUCAUAUCUGUCCGCCCUAUAUAAUUAGUUCUCAUAUUAACAAAGAAAUAAACUAAAUAACCAUAUACAUAAGAUGCAAGAUAAACAAAAAUAAACAGGACUUAGCCAAUAACAGAUAUGUGAAAACCCCCUAUAAAUGAACCCCUUCCUCUUCCCUAUACCCAGUGAAAACCAUGUGCUUGUACCACUUCCUAAACUGGGUCAUGCGUGGACAUUGCUUGAGCCCCUCAUCUAGUUUAUUCCACAGCUUCACUCCACAAACUGAAACACAAAAACUUUUUAAUGUAGUUCGUACCCGCUGAUGCUGUAAGUGAAGCUCCCCCCUCAAACUGUAUUGUCUUUCUCUGUUAAAAAAUAUUUUCUGUAUAUUGCCAGGAAGUGACCUGUGUAAAGCCUUUUUCAGUCUUUAUUUCAAUGCAAAAAACUCCGUCUUAUAUUCGGGCCAAUACGGUACUUUGUUUUCACAGAUUUCUGUACUAUUUCGCAUGUUUGUAGCAUAACCGCUGUACGUAAUCAUGGUUUUACACGUUCUGCAUAUGAAAUACACGUUAGCAAAUUAGCUAAUUAGCUUAGCCCUCGGCGCUAACUAUUAACACCUCAAAAACAACAACAAAGGCUAAACAGUACAAGAGGGUUCGUGUACUCACCUAUUGUAGACGCAAACGGGUCUUAGCAACACACUCAGGAUAUUUUUCAAUUGACAUGACUUGAAACUAACGCUGGACAUCUGAAAGACGAGGAAAAACGAACUAUCUCACGUCCCUUCUCGCUCUAAAAAAUAACGUUCGGACAGAAGCGCGCGCCUGCCUGUCUCAUACACAAAUUUGUUUUCAAGUCUUUUGAAAAAGAGUAAAUAUCUCACUCAGAUACAAGCAGUAUCCAUUAUAACAUGCGUGCGUCCGUUAAAGGUGUCCGGGUGGCAGACUUGUCUUGAAUUUCGUUCCGCUACGAGCGGCUGUCAUAAAGUUAUGAGGGAAAAUCAUCGUUUUUGAGCCUUUAAGAAUCGUAAUCGAAUCGUCACGUGUCAAAUCGCGAUGCAUGUAAUAAUCGAUUUUUUGGAACUCCUCUAGUGCAUACAUGGUGCUGCUAUUUCAUAUAAUAAUUACCUAUAUAAUCAUAUAAUAAUUACCAAAUCCCUCUCGAGACACUACUGCCUGCUUGUAUGCACUAAAGCUUUCGUCCUGUUUCCGCCUGAUUCAGCGUUAGAACGCAGCGUAUGUUUAUCGCAGUGAAAGCUGCCUUGACGCUCUGCCUGGCCCGGCCCCCUACGGGAAGCCAAUGUCUGUAGGAGCUGUCUCGUCAACUGAUAGUGAAGUCUAUAGCCCAAAGCAACCGUGACAGUUGCAAGGCAGAACAGCAACAAAAAGGACAUUUUGCAAUUGUUUUGUGACAAAAUAAAAAAAAAACAACCAAGUGUUCUGACUGGAGCACAACGAUAAUAAUAAUAAUGCCACGAUCUGUACUGUACUAAAGUAGGUCAAGCUGUGUCACCAUGGCAACAACCGGGAUGCCGUUGCCCUGAUCACACUUAAGGAAGUCGUUUUUCCAACUUAAACGACCACACUUGCUUGCUUUAAGUUGCUGUCACAGCUUUCCCGGAGUUAUCUGCAAUAAUAUCAGCGUUUGCCGGGAUGUUAGCACCAGGGUUCGUUCCCAUCGGAGAGGCUAAAGCUUAAUUGGCUGCCCGGCGCCGCCUGUUUUCCGGGCCGCACGAACGCAUUUGAGCACACGGGAGAAAUAAUUGGCCAGCGGAUCAUCCGUGCUUUUAAUUCACGCUCUCUCGCUCCUCUGCCUGCGCAGCUGCCGCGCCUGUGCCCGCGUCGUCCCCGCACACACCGGUCCAAUAGGGGGAACUUUUAUUUGGCGGGGAUUUAAUUAGUUGCCGGUGCUAGUGCUGGAGAAGAUUUCGGAAUUCUAGUGAAAGGAUUUAGUUCUCCGGGGGAUAUGACCUGCAGUAUAUGGCCAUUAAAGCAUUCUCUUACCAAUUUGUUGUUUUCGAGGCCCCGGACGUGAUGCGACGCUGUCUGAGAAAGUAACAAUGGUUGGAGAGGUUGCGCGUCUGCUUUGCGGGUUGUCAUGGUAAUCGUUGCCUUACAGUUGAAUACCCACCUGUACACAAACGCGUUGUCGUGGUCGGAUACCUCACUUUUCCAGGUGCAGUGCGCUGGUGAUAAUAAGUGUGCGUUGUGUUUCCGACUAGAUAGAAUGUCGUGUGCCGUCUUCACUUGAUUGCACUUGUUGAAUUUGUAUUGUCAAGACAGGGACAAAUAAAGUUUUAUCUUUUACAACGGUGUUGAAGAGCCUUUUGUGUGGCCGUGACAAUUACAGUACAGUCACUGAACUUGUCGGUUGCCAUUGACGGCGCUAAACGUCUGAUCCAUUUUGACUGGGAGGGCUGGCACUUCACUGAAGCAUGAGUAAUGACAGCCUGUCCUCACAGUUUACAUGAAUUGGAUUUCUAUUGUUGUCAUUGGCAGGCAAUGAGUUAAUAAUAAAAUAUUCUGUAAGUUAUUCAUUUUUCAAAUGUUUAACUUUAACAAGGAA